UGCUUACGUCAUAUUUGGCGCUCAUUUGAGUCAAUGUUUGCGUUCAAAGUCGUCGUGUCUUUUGAAACACCAAUUCAUUUGUCACUCAAUUGAUCCCAAAGACCACUGCUAUUACCACCGCUGAAGACACACCACUGCUCACCACCACUGCACCCAUGGCUCACGUGAAGCAGCGGCAGAGGGCGUCGCGCGGUAACGACGCGGUGGCCAUCGAUGACGACGAUAUGGAUAACGACUUAAGCGAUGAUCAGCGGAUGAACGCCACGGAUGGCCACAACGAGGCCGAUGAAGAGCUCGAACAGAACUUCACGCCAAUCAGCAAACUCGAGGGUCAGGGCGUGACAGCCGUGGACGUGAAGAAGCUGCAGGAGGCGGGCCAUCACACCGUCGAGUCUGUCGCUUAUGUCACCAAAAAGUCUUUGGAGAGAAUAAAAGGCAUUUCCGAACAAAAGGCUGAGAAGAUUAUCUCCGCGGCCAUGAAGUUGGUUCCCAUGGGGUUCUCCACCGCCACUGAAUACCAUAUAAAGAGAUCAGACAUUGUGGUCAUCACUACUGGUUCUAAGGAGUUGGACACUCUCUUGAAGGGUGGCAUAGAGACCGGUUCCAUCACUGAGAUGUUCGGCGAGUUCCGCACCGGGAAGUCGCAGUUGUGUCACAUGCUGUCCGUGACGUGUCAGUUGCCCUUCGACGUGGGCGGCGCUGAGGGCAAGUGUCUGUACAUCUGCACUGAGGGCACCUUCCGUCCCGAGCGCUUCGUGGACAUCGCCCGGCGCUUCAACCUCGACGAGAGUCAGGUGCUCGACAACAUCGCCUACGCGCGCGCCUACAACAGCGACCACCAGACGCAGCUGCUCGUGGAGGCGGCGCACAUGAUGUCGGAGGCCAGGUAUGCGUUGCUGGUGGUCGACAGCGCCACCGCCCUCUACAGGACCGACUUCUGCGGCAGAGGGGAACUGGCGGCCCGUCAGAUGCAUUUGGCGCGCUUCAUGCGAAUGUUGCAACGCCUGGCCGACCAGUUUGGUGUGGCGGUGCUCAUCACCAAUCAAGUGGUGGCUAAUGUGGACGCGUCGGCCGUUUUCAGCGCCGACACCAAGAAGCCGAUCGGCGGCCAUAUCAUGGCUCACGCGUCGACCACACGGCUGUACCUCAAGAAAGCGAAGGGCGAGAAUAGGGUGUGUCGGGUGUACGACAGCCCCAACCUCCCGGAGGCCGAGGCUAUGUUUAGUAUACAGUCGGAUGGCAUUCAGGACGCCAAGGAGUAG
Oppiella nova is the source of this 1262-nucleotide messenger RNA. NCBI's taxonomy places the organism in Eukaryota, Metazoa, Arthropoda, Arachnida, Sarcoptiformes, Oppiidae. The record is from the annotation of a GenBank genome assembly.